AUGAACACCGGCACUACUCAAAGAGCCCCCAAGACCCCAAAACCAACCGCCUCUGUGCCAAUUGUGCAAAAUAAACGCUGGCCCCCAAUGGCAAACCGAAAUGCCCUCCCUUACAAGCUCACCCAUCUCUCAAAAGAGAAACUCGCCCGUGAAGCCACUGCACCAGAUCCGGACCUUCGCCGCUGCGUGGCUCACUUCCGCCUGCACUGUGGAUCUGUCUCUUGGACCGAGAAUGACAUGAAGUCUCGCAUCAGCUCAUUUGACUUCGAAGAUACCGAUGAGGAAGACGAUGUGGAUGAGAUCAACACAGAGCUGCCUGUCCUAAAGAACAGAGCCCCGACCAACGAGACUCCAGUCGAGGUCACCGAACAAUUAUCACAAAAACCAGAGCCUGUUGCUGUUGCGGCAACUCCGACACCACCAGCACCACCUGCAUCACCUGAAUCAACCUCCUCAACCUCAUCAACCUCGUCUGAAAAUUCUUCCGAGCAUGGUUUUUUGGAAAAGGGUCGCAAUUGUCUCGAGGCGACCUCUAAACACCUCUGGACAGGGGGAUCUUGCAUCGUAUCCCCAAUCGCGGGUUGA
Penicillium mononematosum is the source of this 585-nucleotide messenger RNA. RefSeq lists its product as uncharacterized. The transcript has a single exon. The coding region runs from base 1 to 585 and encodes 194 amino acids. The record is from RefSeq and is a predicted model, not a curated record. NCBI's taxonomy places the organism in Eukaryota, Fungi, Ascomycota, Eurotiomycetes, Eurotiales, Aspergillaceae.